AUGCCAAAUCUUCCGCCGGAGAUCAUCACCGACAUCCUCACUCGGCUGCCGGUAAAAUCCUUGCUUCGAUUCAGGUGCGUUUCAAAACCUUGGUGUACGUUGAUCGACAGUCGUAGUUUUACCAAGUUACAUUUGAACAGAUCUCUGCAAACCGGUUCUAAUCACUACAUCAUUCUGGGAUUUCUGGCUAUAUAUUCCAUAGACUUAAAUUGCCUCGACUCCGCCACCCUAAUUCGCCCGCCUUUUUCUUCCUCGGAUAUUUCCAACUCCUGUAAUGGUUUGGUUCUCGUUUUGGCCACCAAUCCUUAUAUAUGGAACCCUUUUACUAGGAAGUUUAGGGAGUUGCCGGCCAACUCGGUUGAUUAUCCGGUCGGUGUCGAAGUUGUUUCAGCUUAUGAAACAUUCGGCUUCGCCUAUGAUUCCGAAAAUGACGACUAUUUUGUGCUGCGAGUUGUUGAGUUUAGAGGGCCUCAUUUGGAUUGGAUAUCUUCGGAAGCCAAGGUUUAUAGUUCGAAGCUGAAUUCUUGGCGAAGAAUUGGUGAUUUUCCUUAUCAACUCCCAUAUAAACGGGUUUGGGGUGCUCAUUUGAAUGGGGUGCUGCACACAGCCGUGAGAAAUAGUAACAUGGGGUGGUCAAUAAUGGGAUUUGAUGUUAGUAAUGGGAUGCAUUCAGCCAUACCAAUCCCUGACCUCCCGGGCGCGGCAUCUUCGGAUGGGUAUGCUGAGUUUACUGUUGAAGUUCUGGGUGGAUGUUUAUGCUUGGUUUGCCCGCGGAGAAAGGAUAGGACAGAUGUGUGGAUAAUGAAGGAGUAUAGAGUGAAAGAAUCAUGGACUAUGCUGCUUUCAGUUGCUCCGCCGGUUGUUGAGCCCUAUUAUAAAAUAAGCCCCUUGGCUUUUUCGAAAGAUGGUCGGGAGGUGUUACUGAAUCAUGAUGAUAAGCAGCUUAUGUGGUACAAUUUGAAGAAAAAGACGGUUAGAAGUGUAUCUGUUGAUGGAAUGCCGUUUGUAUUUUAUGGUGACGUUUGUGUCUCAAGUCUCGUUCGUCCUGAUGGCUUGGAAGGAGAAGAUGAUGAUGAUCAGGAGAAAAGGCUGAGUAAAAUCAGUAGAAAGAGGGAUGACUUCCUUUCCGAAGGAUUUAAGCUUGUGUUGUGA
Molecule: messenger RNA, 1152 nt
Organism: Oldenlandia corymbosa var. corymbosa
Lineage: Eukaryota; Viridiplantae; Streptophyta; Magnoliopsida; Gentianales; Rubiaceae
Source: the annotation of a GenBank genome assembly